This is a messenger RNA of Penicillium olsonii, 1143 nucleotides long. Lineage: Eukaryota; Fungi; Ascomycota; Eurotiomycetes; Eurotiales; Aspergillaceae. The record is from the annotation of a GenBank genome assembly.
AUGGCAAUUGAGCGAUUCGACGUCGCAGUUGUUGGCCUCGGUGCCCUCGGAAGCGGAGCUGCAUACCAAGCAGCUGUCAAAGGGGCCAAAGUCAUUGGAUUCGAGCAGUUCGAGCUAGGCCAUGUACGCGGAGCCUCGCACGACACAUCCCGGAUCGUUCGGACGUCAUAUGGCUCCCCUGAGUUCGUCGCACUCGCCCGAUCAGCCUAUAAAGACUGGGCCGAGUUGGAAAGACGAUCCGGUUUGCAGAUGUUGAACAUCACCGGUGGUGUUGUCCUCAUGCCGCGGGGAGGACCUACUCCCUCCAGCGAUUUCACAAAGAGUUUGGACGCCAAUGGCGUUCCCUAUGAGCUUCUUGAUUCGACAGAGAUCAACAAGCGCUGGCCUGGGUUCAAAGUCCCCGAUAACGUCGAUGCUGUCUACACAGCAGACACGGGUAUUGCUCACGCCUCGAAAUCAGUCACUACCAUGCAAUAUCAGGCGCGCGCCAACGGAGCCGUGCUCAGAGAAAAGACUCGCGUCGAUCGCGUCACCCCAGACGCGGAUGGUGUGGUCAUCGAAACAUCCAAUGGCCCAGUCCGGGCUGGCAAGGUCAUCAUUGCAGCUGAUGCCUGGAUCAACAAGCUGCUGAAGCCCCUGGGCGUCGAAAUCCCAUUGACUGUCAUGCAGGAGCAAAUCACCUACUUCAAGCCAAAGGAUCCAGCUCGCUAUGACCCCGAGCGAUUCCCAGUGUGGAUUUGGGCAGGUGAAACUUGGUUCUAUGGAUUCCCGACCUACGGCGAGCCCACAAUCAAGGCAGGUCAGGAUGCUCAGCAGAACAUCAUGUCUCCCGAUGACCGUACCUUUGUUCAAUCACCCGAACUCGUCAAGAAACUGACCAGCUUCAUGGACACUAUCAUACCCGAGCAUGGCCAAGAACUUCGAACGGUGACCUGCCAGUAUGCCAUCACUCCGGAUCGGCAAUUCAUCAUUAGCCCACUUCCAAAUCACCCAGAUAUUAUCAUUGCUCUCGGCAAUGGUCACGCAUUCAAGUUCGCCCCUGCAAUUGGUCGAGUGGUUGCAGAACUUGCGAUUGAUGGGAAGACAACUGACGACAUCUCGAAAUUCCCUAUUCAAAACGCCCUCAGUACCAGCAAGCUCUAG